Molecule: messenger RNA, 1485 nt
Organism: Hippopotamus amphibius kiboko
Lineage: Eukaryota; Metazoa; Chordata; Mammalia; Artiodactyla; Hippopotamidae
Gene: DOK7
Product: docking protein 7
Exons: 7
Coding region: 1-1485 (494 amino acids)
Biological process (GO): neuromuscular junction development; positive regulation of protein tyrosine kinase activity
Molecular function (GO): protein kinase binding
Source: RefSeq, a predicted model, not a curated record
AUGACCGAGGCGGCGCUGGUGGAGGGCCAGGUCAAGCUGCGGGACGGCAAGAAGUGGAAGACUAGGUGGCUGGUGCUGCGCAAGCCGUCGCCGGUGGCAGACUGCCUGCUGAUGCUGGCCUACAAGGACAAGUCGGAGCGCGCCAAGGGGCUGCGGGAGCGCAGCAGCCUCAUGCUGGAGGACAUCUGCGGCCUGGAGCCCGGCCUGCCCUACGAGGGCCUGGCCCACACGCUGGCCAUCGUCUGCCUGUCGCAGGCCGUCAUGCUGGGCUUCGACAGCCGCGAGGCCAUGUGCGCCUGGGAUGCCCGCAUCCGCUACGCGCUGGGUGAGGUGCACAGGUUCCACGUGACCGUGGCUCCAGGCACGAAGCUGGAGAGCGGCCCGGCCACCCUGCACCUCUGCAACGACAUCCUCGUCGUGGCCAGGGACGUCCCUCCGGCCGUCGCGGGGCAGUGGAAGCUGUCGGACCUCCGGCGCUACGGGGCCGUGCCCAAUGGGUUCAUCUUUGAAGGCGGGACCAGGUGUGGGUACUGGGCCGGGGUCUUCUUCCUGUCCUCGGCCGAGGGAGAGCACAUCAGCUUCCUGUUCGACUGCAUCGUCCGUGGCAUCUCCCCGACCAAGGGUCCAUUUGGGCUGCGGCCGGUUCUCCCAGACCCGAGCCCUGGGGGCCCCGCCGUGGAGGAGCGCGUGGCCCAGGAGGCCCUGGAAACCCUGCAGCUGGAGAAGCGGCUCGGCCUCCUCUCCCACUCUGGCCGGCCGGGCAGUGGAGGGGACGGCCGCAGCCUGUCCAGCUCGUCUUCAGAGGCCAGCCACUCGGAUGUCGGCGCCAGCGGUCGGCUCACGCCGUGGCCAGAGCCGUCGUCGUCCUCGGCCGGCACAUCACAGGAGGGUCCGGGGCCGGCAGCCGCCCAGGCCCCGGGGGAGGCCGCGCCCGGCUCCUCGAGGCCGCCCCCCAAGCCGCUGCGGCCGCGGCAGCUGCAGGAGGUCGGCCGCCAGAGCUCCUCGGACAGCGGCAUCGCCACGGGCAGCCACUCCUCCUACUCGGGCAGCUUCUCGUCCUUCGCGGGCAGCAGCCUGGACGUGUGGCGCGCGGCCGACGAGCUCGGCUCCCUGCUCAGCCUGCCGGCGGCCGGGCCGCCCGAGCUCAGCCUGUGCGCCUGCCCCCCGGGGGCGGCCGAGUACCAGGUGCCCGCCGCCCCGCGGCCCCACUACGACACGCCCCGCAGCCUGCGCCAGGCCCCCCGGGACCAGCCGCCCACGGCACAGGGAGGCCCCGACGAUGGAGCCGCCGGGGACUCGGGAGGCCGGCCGUCGGCGGGGUGUCCCUCCGGCUGGCUGGGCGACAGACGGCAGGGACAGGCGACAGAGGCCCCGGCGGGCACGGGCGAGCCCUGGGAAGCGGGCGCCCCCAGCGUGGGGCCGCCUCCGGCUCUCUUUGCCGUGUGUCUGGUCUGUGGAGGACUGAAGGUAAAGCCCCCUCCCUGA